Molecule: messenger RNA, 970 nt
Organism: Centruroides sculpturatus (bark scorpion)
Lineage: Eukaryota; Metazoa; Arthropoda; Arachnida; Scorpiones; Buthidae
Product: ADP-ribosylation factor-like protein 5A
Exons: 6
Coding region: 275-817 (180 amino acids)
Biological process (GO): protein localization to Golgi membrane; vesicle-mediated transport; intracellular protein transport
Cellular component (GO): cytoplasm; trans-Golgi network
Molecular function (GO): GTPase activity; GTP binding
Source: RefSeq, a predicted model, not a curated record
AAGUAGUGCCUCGUCAUAUGUUUAAUUUCAAAACAUCACAAUUACGUAAAUAAAAAACAACCAAUAAUCAUACUUAUAACUAACUAACUAGUUGAUUCAGCUGAUGGUUAAUAGGCGUCAUUUCGUUCUCUUUAAAUGUUCUCGGUUCGAAGUUUUAUGAAUUAUAAAUCAAUUUGACAUUCAUUUAGAACUUAUCUAAUUCGUAAACAUUGUUAAAAAUGAACUGUAAUAAUUAUACAAUGAAUUUUCAUUAUUAGGAUUUCUAAAGGUGAAUAUGGGAAUAUUAUUUGCUAAAAUUUGGAGUUUGUUUAAUAAUGAAGAGCAUAAAGUCAUUAUUAUAGGCUUAGAUAAUGCUGGAAAAACUACAAUUUUAUAUCAGUUCUUAAUGAAUGAAGUUGUUCAUACAACACCGACUAUAGGGAGUAAUGUUGAAGAAGUCAUUUGGAAAAAUAUUCGUUUUGUCAUGUGGGAUUUAGGAGGACAAGAAUCAUUACGUUCUUCUUGGAAUACUUAUUACAAUAAUACUGAGUUUGUCAUUGUAGUAUUGGAUAGCACUGAUCGAGAAAGGCUUCAUAUUACUAAAGAAGAACUUUGGAAAUUGAUGAAUCAUGAAGAUCUCAGAAAAGCAGCAGUACUUAUUUAUGCUAAUAAACAAGAUGUUAAGGGGUGCAUGACUCCAGCAGAAAUAACAAAACAGCUUAAUUUAACUUCCAUAAAAAAACAUCGUUGGAGGAUACAACCAUGCUGUGCUUUGACAGGUGAAGGAUUAUAUCAAGGACUAGACUGGGUAUAUUUGCAAAUGAAGAAUAAGAAAUGAACGUUCAUACAUAUUAUGGGAAAAAUCCUACUGAAGAUAUCAACUCUGAGUGUGAAUAAGGAUAUGUUAUAUAUUAUAAGUAAAUUGUUGAAUGCAGGGCUUGUGAGCUUUAUAUUUAUUCAUCAAUGAAUGGACAGUUUUGUACUUUUAAAU